Molecule: messenger RNA, 1067 nt
Organism: Osmerus eperlanus (European smelt)
Lineage: Eukaryota; Metazoa; Chordata; Actinopteri; Osmeriformes; Osmeridae
Gene: jam2b
Product: junctional adhesion molecule 2b
Exons: 9
Coding region: 264-1067 (267 amino acids)
Biological process (GO): leukocyte cell-cell adhesion
Cellular component (GO): plasma membrane; cell surface; tight junction
Source: RefSeq, a predicted model, not a curated record
AGUGCAGCCCCUCUGAGGCCAGCCCCCAGUCCUGAGAGAGGCUUCCCCCCUCACCAGGCUCUGUGUCUGGGAACGUCAGAGCACGGACCUCAGAUCUCCGCCAGAUAAGAACCGGAGAAACUUCUGGAGGGAUUUCUGGAAUUCCGUCAGCCUUGUUCUCGGAGGUGGUGUCAGGGUCAGAGUGGUGGAGCGCCAGACACAGCAGACCUGCUAGGGACGGCUGCACGCAGGACGGCUGGACAGAGAGCCUGAGGGUGGGCAGCAUGGGGAUCCUGGUUCUCACCUCUCUGCUUCUCCUGCUACACAGCCCUGCCUCUCUGCCAGUGACAGUGAGCACCAGUAAACCCAAGGUGGAAGUCCACGAGCACUCAGAUGCUGUGCUGGCCUGUGAGUUCAGGACUGAGAGCGAGCCCGCUCCUCGCAUCGAGUGGAAGAAGAAAGGAAAGGAUGUGUCCUUCGUUUACUUUGAGGGCAAAUUCAUAGACUCCUUUGCAGGCCGGGCUCAUAUAGACGGGGCAACAGUAACGCUGCACUCUGUUACCCAGAAGGACUCUGGGGUGUACCGAUGUGAGGUCAGUGCUCCGCUUGACAAGGUGAUCCUGGGGGAGGUCAACGUGUCUCUCAACGUGUUGGUGCCCCCACACACCCCCUUGUGUGAGGUGCCGGCCUCAGUGCUGGCGGGGCUGGGUGUGGAGCUCCACUGUAAGGACAAGCUGAGCGUGCCCCCCGCCACCUACCGCUGGUACAAGGACAACAAGGCCCUCACUGUCACCGCUGACUCAGGCUACAACCUGGACUCUGGCAAGGGCACGCUGAAGUUUAAGAGUGUGUCGAGGGCCGACUCGGGCCUGUACCGCUGUGAGUCCUUCAACAGCGUGGGGGCGCCCAAGAGCUGUGUGGCCCAGCACCUGAAGGUCAUCGACUAUCAGCUGAGCUUGACGACGCUGGUUGCCGGGGCGGUGGGCCUCUUCCUCCUCGUCUUCAUGUGCUGUCUGGGGGUGUGUCUCUGCCAUCGCAGGGGCUGCUGCAGGAAUGAGAAGAAGGUGCGAAGGUGCUUCCAUGAAUAA